AUGGCCACACAGGUGUUGAUUGCCCAUACGGGCCAGCGCCUGGAAGUCGAUACCUCGCGUUUCUCAACGCUGGACGACUUGAAGGCCUGGGUCGCCCGCAAUAGCUCCGUUUCUUUGCAGCAUAUGGUCGCACUGACACCCCAAGGCCGAAGUGUCAAGUUUGCUAGCAUGCAUGCCGAGAAAGAGCUCUACAUUUACGAUAUCCGAGUCAGCCAACAGGCCGUAGCCGGGUCCUCGCCCGCCCUCGGCACCGAAACGCAACUGCCGCAACCCUAUGCGAUACCCAACGCCCCGAACUCGAUUGAUGACGCCGAGAACAUCGAAUCAUGGCAGGAGCUGUACAAGGCGCGCCGCUCCUGGGCCAUCCGGCUCGCCGAGGACUGUGGGCGGCUCGACACCACAGCCCGUGCGCGCUACGACGAACUGGAUGUCAUGGUCAAGUCCCUCGACGCUGCGCUGGCCAACCUCGAGAUUAGUGUCAAGCAGAUAGAGCCAAAGUAUGCCGAACUCAAGAAAUGGGUGGACCCGGCACUGCUCGAACAUGAUCGCCUGGCCGACUCAUUCGAGCAGUACCUCAAUCUCGCCCGGAACACGCCAGUCUCGCCCGCCAUGGUCAAAUUCAUGACCAACAGAGCGUCUGUCAAGAGUAAUCCGACGCUGGAGGACCUCAUCGAGCUGGAAACGGCGCGAAAGGCCGGCAAACUAGCGCCGACUGCGCGCCGCCGGUUCAGCGACAAGGCUACGGAUCUGGAAAAGGCAGCCAAGCAAAUGCAACAUGGUCUUGAAUCACUCAUUGCCGAAUUCGAGACACUCACCGGUCGAUCUGCACUCACUCACAGCGGUGAUACCGCACAACUGCUCGAAGAUAUUGAGGUUGUGGUGAAACAAAUAGACGCCGAUUAUCAUUCCGCUCUGACAUAUGGACCUUCGCAGCGGGACUUGGCUCAAGCAUCCAAAGUCGCAUCCAACCAUACCGAGCGAUUGGUUCCGAACCUCAGGAAGCGGGCAAAGGAAAUGGACGAGAUGCUUUACUACGCGACGUCAGCCAGAAACUCCAUUGCGACCGAAUCUAUGAGCUUCAUGAAGGCCAUCACUGAAAUCACUGCCCAGCACACGAGUGUACGCAAUCAGAUCAGUGUAUUGAAUUCUUCAGAGGAUGACAUGACGACAUUCGACUACCUGCGACUCAUCUAUCAGCUCCCGUACAUGUAUGCGUCCUUUGUCGUCGAGACUAUCCGUCGUCGAGAGUGGAUGGACAAGGUCAAACUGGACUCGUCCACGCUCGCCAACGAGAUGGCUCUGUUCCAGGAUGAAGAAGCCAAGAGACGGCGAAGAUGGCAGAAAAUGGUUGGCAGCACGUACGGACCUGAAUUAGAUACCAAUGUCAUGGGGCUUGAGGUCAACCUACUCGGAGAGGACGAGCCCUGGCCGUUACUCUCCAAAGACGAUCUCGACGACUUUAUCCAGCAUCUCAGAGCACAAGACACGGACGAAACGCUACUGGAGGACAUCACAAAACUUGUGCAGGAGCUUGUGAGCCCAACCAAACAACAAUCCAAGCGGCUAAAGGCUUUCAAGAACGGGAGCAUCCACGAGGCAGCGUUGGGAAGAAGUGGCCUCAUGAUCCGCGGAGACGAUGAUCUGUUGCGCUCACUCCAAGACGACAAGUCUAAACUCGAAAGCAAGCUCAAGACCGCAGAAAGCCGUGUGCGGCGCCUCGAAGAUUUGCUGCACCGACAAAGCCAGGCGUCUCGGCAUGGAAACCUCUUUCAGCCUCCGGUAAUGCAACCACAGGAGCGUCCAGGCUCCAGCGCAUCAAUCAGAUCAAACCGCAUUGAUGAUCGCAGAAGAUCCUCCGAUGGCGCUGAUCCUCUCCUGCGGCGUAUUGCGCAGCUCGAGAACGAUUUACGCGAAGAGAAACAACGCUCGACUAAUCUCCAAAAAGAUGCCGAUGCCAAGUCCACGCAACACAACGAGAUCCAACGCCAGAUGGACGAAGCCAACUCUACCAAGAAGGAUCUUAUGGAGAAUAUGGAAGCACUCAAACGCGAGUUUAUGGACGAGCGCAAGUCUCUGGAAGACGAUAUAAAAGGCCUCAAGGCUCGUUUGGAAGAAACCGAAGACGAUAUUGAGCACUUUGGAGAAUCCCGCGAAAACGAAAAGGCCUCGUACGACGAAAAGAUGCAGGCCCUUGAGGACGAGGUGCAGCGACUAAAGAAGGAGCACAACGACGAAAACCUCAAAUCACAAGGUCAGGUUGAGUUUCUGCGCAAAGAAGCUCAGCUACAGCGUGAGAAGAUGGACGCUUCGGAUCGACUUGUGCAGACCACCAAAGAGGAGCACCAUAGUAUCACUCGCAAGCUGCAGGAGGCGGAAGACACGGCAGAGAAGCAGGUCGAGCUUCUGAGGAAACUUCAUCAAGACAUGGCCCCUGACAGUGAAACACCCAAAGAUGUCAUGGAUCUGACGGAAGCUGUUACUAACUACGCUGCCGAUCUGCUGAGCAAACUUCAAGGUGCUGAAAGCGAGGCCUCGGUGCUCAAGACGGAUCUGGAACAGGCUUCGAACGGCACCAGAAAACUUCGCUCCGAGCUGGCCGAAACUAGGCUGACGCUUGCUCAAGAGGAAAUGGCCGCGAUGCAUCUUCGUGAGAACCUCGCCGAAGAGAAAGCCAAGGUCACUGCUCUGGAAGGCGAGCUCAAUGUGGGCAGGGAGCAGCUUAGCACGCUGCGCAGCCAGCUCUCGGACGGCGAAACCGGCUCGGAUACACUGCAGAAGAAGCUGGAAGCUACCGAACGCAAGGUGUCUGAGUUAACCGAGGAUCUAGCCUCUCGGCAUUCGCGCGUUGGAAGUCUCGAGGAGGAAGUUGAAAUGUUCAAAACAAAGAUUGAGUCUUUGCAAGACAAGUUCUCGCUGUCAACAAAUCAUCACGAGGCCCGAGACGAGAGAACAAAGGAUUUGACUCAGAGAGUGUACUCCCAGAACGACCGCCUUACCCGUCUCCUGGAGCGCAUCGGCUAUUCUGUGGCGCGCGAUGGCUCUGAAAUGACUGUGACCAAAAUUCCGCGUGCCGAGAGGCAGAGCCAGAGUCAGAGCGCACUCGACUUGUCUGACCCCUCAUCAUCUGUCAAGCGGUCGACGAGUCUCAGCAAGCCCAUGAAUGAGAGCGCUGAUCUUGACCUUAUCUACUGGAUGAACAACAGUGAUGCCGCGGCCGAAGAACAAAAGUACUUCUCUUUCAUGCAAUCGCUCGGGUCAUUCAACAUGGAAUUGUUUGCCGAUACAAUCUAUCACAGAAUUAAAGAGGCCGAGCACAAGGCUCGCAAGUGGCAGCGUGAAGCCAAGACGUACCGCGACAGAGCUCACAUCCAUCAGAGGGACGCUGGCGACAAGAUUGCCUACAGACACUUUAAGGAAGGCGACCUUGCGCUAUUUCUGCCGACGCGUAACCAGCAGGCGGGAGCCUGGGCUGCAUUCAACGUAGGCUUCCCGCAUUAUUUCUUGCGCGAGCAAGAUUCGCACAAACUUCGACACCGAGAGUGGCUGGUGGCUCGCAUCACUCGCAUCCAGGAAAGAGUGGUUGACCUAUCAAAGAGCCUGACUGGAAGCAACGUGGGCAAUGUCAUUAACGAUGAGGAGAAUGACAACCCGUUCCAGCUCUCUGAUGGCCUGCACUGGUACCUCAUUGACGCACAAGAGGAUAAGCCUGGUGCGCCCACAACACCCGGUAUGGGCAAGUCCACAGUCGCCGCCAAUAACGUGGAGGCGACGGCGAACAUCCAGUCACAGUCGGUCCGCGCCAAGGGCAAGAAUCGUGACAGCAUCAGCAGCAUCGAGGGCAUCAACAAGACUCUGUCGAAGAGCCUCGAGAGCCGCCGCAGCAGCUCUAACUCGAAGAAGACGCCGUUUCCCAUUGCUGGCGGGGCAGCGCUUCUUAGAGGCAGCGCGCUGGCCAGCGAGACAGACUCUCUUCGAGCGACGGCACCGGAAACACCAGCCGGCACCAGCCCGACUCAGCCGUCGCCGCUGGGUGCCAUGGUGGCAAAGCAGCACGCUGAAGAGGGAGCGACUGACGCGGGCGAGGGGGCAUCAGGGGCAGCCGAGACUCGAAGCAAUGUACAGCGAGAAGAAUCGACGGAGAGCACUGACAAGAAGUCCAUGGUGUGGGAUCCACUAUGGAGUGUGGACUACAGCUACGAGAGUCCAAAGAAGUAG
Messenger RNA from Akanthomyces muscarius, 4215 nucleotides. RefSeq lists its product as uncharacterized. NCBI's taxonomy places the organism in Eukaryota, Fungi, Ascomycota, Sordariomycetes, Hypocreales, Cordycipitaceae. The record is from RefSeq and is a predicted model, not a curated record. Gene Ontology annotation, biological process: autophagosome assembly; autophagy of peroxisome; piecemeal microautophagy of the nucleus. The transcript has 4 exons. Bases 1 to 4215 code for a protein of 1404 amino acids. Gene Ontology annotation, cellular component: phagophore assembly site membrane; Atg1/ULK1 kinase complex; extrinsic component of membrane. Gene Ontology annotation, molecular function: molecular adaptor activity; protein kinase binding.